AUGCAUACGCCUUCAGACAACACACCACAGCUGCAUAUUGUCAUCGCGCACAGCAGAGAAGGGCCACGUACCAUGAACACAUGGCUAAGUCAACUGAGAACGAUGCCCAACAUCUGGAAGCUGGGCACGAAAACAACAGUAUACACCAAGAGUAAGCUCGACGAAACGAACAAAUUCAUGAGCAUAUCCAAGUGCGACGAGCUUCAUCACUUGCGUAACCGUGGCAGAGAGGGCGGCACCUUUUUGCACCACAUUGUAAAAAAUUAUGACAACCUCGCCCGGUUUACCAUGUUCAUCCACGAGCACCCCGUCGGACUCAACGAAGCGACAGGCCUGUUCGACGAAGCGCACUAUGAUGCUCUUCGCUACCAAUUGAAGAACAGCACUGGUUUCAUCAACCACGGAUUGAAUGAGCCAGGAAUUGGAUGGUGCAAUUGCGGCGACUGCGAAGGCCCGGAAACCCAUCAAUUCCCCUUGGUGCCACAAAUUAUGGCUCUCUACACGGAUAAGGUGUGCCAAGGCAAGCAACGCGUCGCCAUGUACAACCAGUUCGUCGUGUCGCGAGAUCGAAUACAAGCAAGACCGAAAAGGAUCUACGAAUACUUGCUCGAACUCGUCGUUGCCCCCAAGCACCACUGGAUCCAUGGAGAGAAAGAGCCCUGGCAAGUAUUAGGGUGGAUGGAUGGCAGUAGUCCUGAGCAUCCACUCUUUCUGUACACGCUUGAGAGGUUGUGGAGUGGGCUGUUCGGAUGUGAUGAAGAUCCUUGGGCUGAAGGUUGCGUGAUGUUCUCGGAUAAAGAUCAACCAGCGAAGGCAAUUACGCCAUCUGUUGGGGAACCGGAGUCCGACACAGAUGGGAUUGCGGAAAUAUGA
This is a messenger RNA of Bacidia gigantensis, 873 nucleotides long. RefSeq lists its product as uncharacterized. The coding region runs from base 1 to 873 and encodes 290 amino acids. The transcript has a single exon. The record is from RefSeq and is a predicted model, not a curated record. NCBI's taxonomy places the organism in Eukaryota, Fungi, Ascomycota, Lecanoromycetes, Lecanorales, Ramalinaceae.